This is a messenger RNA of Aplosporella prunicola CBS 121167, 1008 nucleotides long. RefSeq lists its product as uncharacterized. The transcript has a single exon. The record is from RefSeq and is a predicted model, not a curated record. Bases 1 to 1008 code for a protein of 335 amino acids. Lineage: Eukaryota; Fungi; Ascomycota; Dothideomycetes; Botryosphaeriales; Aplosporellaceae.
AUGCUUCGAGAUCUGGAAAAUUUUGACAAUGCUUCUCGCGGAGUAAAAGGAUGUUUAUGGUUCCUUUCGACUGCAAGAUACGGUCAUAUCGCAUCGCUGGGUGCAGUUGUUACCAUACUGGCCCUUGGAUUUGAUACCUUCGCCCAGAACAUUCUCGGCACACAGUACCAUGAAGUGCCUCAGCAAAACCUCCGAUCAGUUGGACUUAUACCCCGGAGCGAAAUAUAUAAUGCAUCAAACAAAAUCCAAAACUGGUUCAAAGAGGGACUGAACUUCGACAUGAAAGCUGCAAUAUCCAGCAGUGCUCUUGGGUUAAAAGCGUCUGCACCUUCACCUGCCUGUUCGACUGGCAAUUGCUCUUGGCCUUUAGUGCCAAGCUUAGCCAUGUGUGGCUCCUGUGCUGAUGUCACCGCAAAGCUCAAGAGCAACUGUACUUCUGGAUACUGUCAGUACUACCUACCGGAUGGGAUGGUGCUACAGGGGCCAAAAGCCGGUGUAUCGGAGGCAAAAAUUCAAACCUUUGCGACGACCUUAUUCAAGGUCGGCCAAACAACUUCCGGUCAGGUGUAUAGCGACGUCCUUAAUAAACCUGGUCGCAUAUAUGCCGCACGGUUCUCGGCCAUAACCACCUGGGUCCAGGAGAGAAAUCCUGGAGACAGCCUUGCCGCUACCGAAUGCGCCUUGUGGUUUUGCAUACAAGCGUAUAAUACAUCGAUCCUUUCUGGUAUUCACCAUGAGUCCGUGGAAAUGGAAUAUGAUAUGGCGACAUUUCUGGAUCCUCAGAAUCUCCUCAGAUCUGGUCCAGGAGGACCGAACUUCACAGGUAUACCAGAUAAGUUUAACAUCUCUGAAGGCACCGUAUUUGGACCAUCAUACAAGGUGAUUGAAGCCUUGAACGAUUCCAUUUCUGAACAGGUUUCAGGAAACGUAACUUGGAGCGGGCAUUAUGGUGCCUUCCAAUAUAGUUCCGACAGGCCCAAAGCCUUUGGAAUGCGCGCAAAGAUCUGA